Molecule: messenger RNA, 669 nt
Organism: Uncinocarpus reesii 1704
Lineage: Eukaryota; Fungi; Ascomycota; Eurotiomycetes; Onygenales; Onygenaceae
Exons: 3
Coding region: 1-669 (222 amino acids)
Biological process (GO): regulation of transcription by RNA polymerase II
Cellular component (GO): nucleus
Molecular function (GO): DNA-binding transcription activator activity, RNA polymerase II-specific; RNA polymerase II transcription regulatory region sequence-specific DNA binding
Source: RefSeq, a predicted model, not a curated record
AUGGUGAAGGGCGCUGUUCGUCGUACCAGGGGUGGAGCGGGGGAGUUGAUUAUUUCAGGCCUUGAGGCUUCGGGGCCUUUGGGCACUUCGGUCGACCUUGCGGGGUUGGAUGAUUUGAUUGAUGGUGAAGCCUAUCAUCAUCGCUUCGAACCGAAGCAUGCAUUGGAUUUUCAGCAAGACUAUCUACGAGGCCUUUCAAACAAUGACCCGAUAUCUAAGUCAAUGAGCUAUACUUAUUCACCCGCUUCAUUGGGUCCUUCAAAUUCGCGUCAGCAGACUAGGGCUCAGCGCCCUUUGUCAAACCUGCAACCUAUUCAGCCUACACCUGCUCACGUUUCUUCCGAUACAGUAGUGCCGCCCAAGUCGGGCUCACCGUCGUCGUCUAUGACACAGAGUCCGGUAGAAUAUGCAACGCGUUCAUCGAGCUUGCGCCGGAAAAGACCACAGUCCGAUUCAUCCGAUCAGGUCGACGCUGCAGCUGAUAAACGACGGCGGAAUACACUUGCUGCCAGGCGAUUCAGACAGAGACAGCAAGAUCGAAUUGCACAGUUAGAGCGGGCGUUAGAAGAAGUCGGUCGAGAACGGGAUGACUUGAAAGUGCGGGUUGCGAAGUGUGAAGGUGAAGUUACGGCGCUGAGGGGGAUGCUUGGGAAGAAGUCGAGGAUGUAG